ACUACAGAGCUCCGGGUCCUGGACAGAAGCGGCUUGCGUUGACAGUUGGUUGGUACUGAGCGAAGUACGGCGGCACAAAUAUCGGCCGUCUGCGUGUUUUUCUUCCAGCGGUUUAACCUUUCCAAAAGUUGACAUCUACAAGUAUGCAGUCCGAAUCGGGAAUAGUUCCCGACUUCGAGGUUGGAGAGGAUUUCCAAGAGGAGCCUAAAACGUAUUACGAACUGAAGAGUCAGCCCUUGAAAAACAGCAGCCCGUCGGACCAGCACAACUCCUCCAAGCCCCCGCUGAGCUCCUCGGCCAUGACAUCACGCAUCCUGCUGCGGCAACAGCUGAUGCGGGAGCAGCUCCAGGAGCAGGAGCGGCGAGAGCAGCAGAGGCAGCAGGCCUCCCAGUACCCACAAACCACAGCAACUCAGACCCCUGCCAUCAAUGUCAGCGUGCCGGUCACUUUACCGCCUGCUGCACAGGUGCCAAUGGAGGUGCUGAAGGUCCAGACUCACCUGGAGAACCCGACCAAAUAUCACAUCCAGCGCUCUCAGCAGCAGCAGGUGAAGCGUUACCUGGGAAAGUUAGGUUCUCAGGCGUUGAGCUUGCCCUGCCACAACCAGUCCUCUGACCACGGGGGCAUGCCGCCAGGGCCGGGCAACAGCGCCCCCAACAGCCCUAUGGCCUUACUGACCCUCAACUCUAACUGCGAGAAAGAGAUGGAUGAUGUCAUUGAUGACAUUAUUAGUCUGGAGUCCAGUUACAGUGACGACAUCCUCGGCCUGAUGGACCCAGCACUACAGAUGGCAAACACGAUCCCCGUGCCUGCAAACCUCAUGGACAUGUAUGGUAAUCAGGGUAUGUCCCAGCAAGGUCUUCCCAUCAGCAACUCCUGCCCUGCCAACCUGCCCAACAUCAAAAGGGAAUACUCUGUGUCACAAUCCCCGGCCAUCAUGCAUAUGCUGGAUAAGUCUGGAUCCUGUGGCAAAUUUGACAACUAUCAAAGGCCUGAAGGGUUCCCCGUGGCAGAAGUACGGGCUAUGGCAAAGGAAAGGCAGAAGAAAGACAACCACAAUUUGAUUGAGAGACGACGGCGGUUUAACAUCAAUGAUAGAAUCAAGGAGUUGGGAACUUUAAUUCCAAAAUCAAAUGACCCAGACAUGCGCUGGAACAAAGGAACCAUCCUGAAGGCAUCUGUGGACUAUAUCAGGAAGCUGCAGCGGGAACAGCAGAGGGCCAAGGAGCUGGAGAAUCGGCAGAAGAAGCUAGAGCAUGCCAACCGACAUCUCAUGUUGAGGAUACAGGAAUUGGAGAUGCAGGCACGGGCUCACGGUCUGGCCAUCUCAUCGUCAGCGCUCUGCUCAGCUGAACUCGGGCCUCGAAGCAUCAAGCAGGAACCUGCUCUGGAAGACUGUCACCAGGACCUGUACACACUCCACCCUCAUCACCAACACCACCCCGCCUGCAUUCCUGAAACCCCUGGCACUCUGGAGCUAAACGAAGGCCACUCUAACUUCUCCGAAGGCCACUACAGCACUCACGGCAAGCCGGGCUCCAAACUCAACGACAUCCUCAUGGAAGACACCUUAUCGCCGGUGAGAGGAGGGGACCCUUUGCUCUCCUCCGUGUCCCCAGACGCCUCAAAGGACAGCAGUCGCAAAAGCAGCGUAAGCAUGGAUGAGAAUGAGCAGGGCUGUUAGCACCCCCUAUUGGAAGACGCCUCGCCAGCAUCUUCCACCCCAUCCUUCCCGUCGACAUACCCUCUGCUGCUGGAGAGGCUUUCUUCUAUUUGUCGUCCUUACUUUCUUUUUUUUUUCUCCCCCACCCGUGUUUACAUGUAUUAAGUCUUUUCUUAUUCUUGUUUUUUUUUUUUUAUGCCUUUUCAAGCCCUCAACCCUGAUUUGAAGGACUGAUUUUAAAGUGUUUGCUUUAAUCAAUACUUUGAUGACAAUGAGUUACACAAAUAGAAGUUUUUAUAUUUAAAAAAAUAUAUAUAUAUGCAUUUAUCUUUGGAUAGAGACUAGAUUAUGUUUUUUUUCUAUUGAUUCCAAAGAAUCUAGGGAAAUUAUAAAUCAUGGUCAGAAAUGUAGAUAUCUUGUGGUGAACACUGAUUUUUAAAUCACUAGCAAUAAUAGAAGACAAAACUCUAUUUAUUACUAUAGUGCUUUACACUCUUUGUGUCUUAGAUUGAACUUGAAUGUGCCAAUGCCUUAUUAAGAUGUGUAUACAUCGUCGUCGUUUUGCUAUGCACAUGGUUUGGCUGUUAGCUGCGUCUUUGUCAGUCUUCCAGUUGAAAUUUCUCGCUUGACAAACAUUAAUCAUUUGUAGAUUUGAUCUUAUUUAUGUACCUAUGUUAACAGUACUUUGUGUACACAUUCCCCUUAAAGAUUAAUUUAUAACAAGGAAUUUAAAAGAGCCCGACCCAAUGAAUAAAAGCACAUUUUAAAAAUAUAUAAAUCUAAAAGCCAAAAUGUCUACUUCUAGAUAAUUCAAAUUAACCCACUCCUCACUGGUAGUGAUUAGUCUUUUAUUUAGUGCCCUAAUCAGAAACACUCCAGUAAUAACACAGUAACUACCUAUUACUGAUUGAUCCAGAUAUGUUAUCAAUACAUUCCUUACUGCCAAAGCUACAGAAAUACUUAAAGAAUUAAGUCUCAAAACUAGCUGAAUCUUAUUUCAGAAUUUUAAAAGUCACUCGAUAGAUCUGAAUAUAGUCUUGUUUAAUAAAUCUUAGUUCUUCGAUUAAUAUAAGAAAGAUUAAUCUGUUUUAUUCUUCUCUGUAGUGAUCAGACAGACGGAAGCACUUCAGACAUGCUGAUCUCGGUUACCUAAAUUAUUUUUUUAUACCCAUUCAUUGAUCUUUCAUGUUCAUUUCUUUUGUCCCAUUAUGUGAACAUUUAUAUUGCCAAGGAGUAUAAGGAGACUGCUUUUGGAUUUUGUAUGAAAUGCAUGACAUUGUCAAAACACUGGAACGACUUCUAAAGUAAAACUGAAAUGUGGUUUAUUCGCUUUUUUUGUUUCGUUUCGUUUUACCUAAGCAUAAACUAACUAUUGUAUUUGGCUUGUCAAAUGCGUACACACUAUUGUAUGAGACCGUAGAUACUUUAUGGUUGUUGUAUAUUUCUGCAGUUUUGUUUUCGACAGUUGUAGCGCGUUGCAAUAAGUACGCCUUCGUUCAUAACUACCUGCCAUACACUGAGAGCCCUGUUACAGCACAGCCUCCCUUUUGUCGAACUAUGCAACGGUUGAAGUUGUGCCUGUAAAGCAUCAUCGUAUCUUGAAAAUGUGAUUAGGAAUUAGCCUGAGACGGUGUCAAAGUAAUUAUCUUUUCAUUUAAAGUGCCUUACGGUUGUUUGUGUUACCCUGGUGAUGUAAGAGGAGUAAUUGUUGAUGCUUAUACUGGUGUUUGGUGCUUCAUAGACUUACUGAAGAGUGCCAAGGUCCAUUAGAAAGUAGUAGGAUAGGACCUUUUGUCAUUAUGAGACAACACUAUAAUGUCUCCAGAACCACAAGAAAGAGUUUGUCAUUGUGGAAGCCCAAAGUGUUCAAUAUUAAAUAAGAUAUUAUGGAAAAAAAAAAUCACAAAUACAGAGUAAAAUACACUAUAUAAAUAAUCUAAUAAAUUCUGAAUCAAUCAGUUAUAACACUCCUUCACUACUGUUAUUUUUUACUUAAAUAGUUUUUUCACUGUUUAUUUUCCCUAAUUAGCUGCACGCAGCCUUAACGACGACUACAGUAUUUAGUCAGCCAGCUUGUGUUUCCUAGAGCAACCAAAGUAAAUCUGAAACAAAUACCUAGCUUCUGCAGAAACUAACCAGCAGAACAUCUGUUGUUUUGUUAAACCACUUGAAAUGCAGAAGCCAUGUGAUGGAAGGAAAAAAAAAAAAGAUAUAACGAAACAGCAUUUCGUAGGAAUGUGUUGAGGGUCUUUCCACCGAGAUGUCGCCCCGGCUGUUGGAUAGAUUGCCAUGAAAUUCUGAGAGCAUGUGGUGCCAAAAGGUUUUAGAGAUACCCUGGACAUUAAAGUUAAGGUCAGGAUCAAAUGUAGGAUCAAAUUAACUUCUCUCAGGCUCCACCAUCAGGUCAUAGUUUCAGUGCCUCCAAUACUUUGGAUUAUGGAAAAAGUAGUAAUUAGCACACUUUAGCAUACUAGCAGCUCUCGGUGUUAUCACUGUUAGCAUGCUAGCUUUAGGAUUUCUCUUAGUCCACGGCUUUACUCGAGUGCAUCCACACAGAACCACUGUCACGUGUGCAGACACAUUGUCUUAUUUUCUUUCCUAAUUUAUUUAUUCAUCAUAUUUAUUUUACAUCAUUGCCUGUAUUUAUUUAGUAUUGAACACUUUGGAAGUCUGUAUGUUGUAGCUGUGCAUUUUAUUUUAUCUCUAUACCGAAGGCAGUGUUUCCAAAGUCGUACUGGAUAUGUAGAAUGCCUUUUGAGACUAGUGUGAAUGUAGUUCACAGUUGUAACUGCCAAAAUGUGUGCCAAAAUUAAAGACACAGUGUGUUUAUAUGGAUAUAUAAAUAGCAAUAUUUAGACUGUUCAGCUGAAGCACCUUUCUCUGUGGUGUUUCUCCUCCGUGUAGUUGCAAGCAAUACGUAGAGCAUGAUGGCAAUCAGGCUGUCAGUGAAAUGCAAACAAGUACGUUCUGAAGGUUCAUUCUUGUUUGUGGAGAGAGUAAUCAGAAAGAAAAAACAUUACUCAACAAUUUGCCUAAUAAUGGCUUUUUCCUGUGUUUUCUUCUGCAUCUCGUAUUGUUUUUCCACUCACUGAUAAAGACCAAGAGAUGCUCUAGAAAUCACAUGAAAAAGCUGGUAAAUGAUAUUUUAUUUUUGUUUGUUUUUUUUGUCAGUGUUGAGGCUUCAGUGGACUGCAGCUUGUCCCUUGUGGAGGAACCAUUGUCUGCACCACUGAUCUUUGACUGAACCCAGAACAGAUAAAUCAAACAACCCUGAAAUGUGACUGUUUAGUGAUUAGCAUUAUACGUGGUGGUGGUAGCACUUAAUGUUGAAGCCAUCACUCCUACUGAUUUCUUAUAAUGACUUUGUAAAUUAUUAUGGCACAUUAUGGGUAAACCACUAAUUGAGAACCGUGUUAGCUCAAUUUACGUCUAAUUCUCAUUCCUGUGGUUCACACAAACACAAAACUGCUGAUGUUGCUACUGUUCUUAUUGUUACAGUUUUUUAACAGAUGAAUGUAGCAAUAGUUACUGUACCCACUGGUUUAAGAUUAGUGAACUCAAACUCAUUGGUACUCAAUGUGGAAACUAUCUUGUGAGAAAUAUUAAAAGUUUUAUUUGAAUGUU
Mugil cephalus (flathead mullet) is the source of this 5288-nucleotide messenger RNA. Its product is annotated as microphthalmia-associated transcription factor-like. Gene Ontology annotation, biological process: regulation of transcription by RNA polymerase II; melanocyte differentiation. The transcript is spliced from 10 exons. Bases 144 to 1685 code for a protein of 513 amino acids. The record is from RefSeq and is a predicted model, not a curated record. NCBI's taxonomy places the organism in Eukaryota, Metazoa, Chordata, Actinopteri, Mugiliformes, Mugilidae. Gene Ontology annotation, molecular function: DNA-binding transcription factor activity, RNA polymerase II-specific; protein dimerization activity; RNA polymerase II cis-regulatory region sequence-specific DNA binding. Gene Ontology annotation, cellular component: nucleus.